Aspergillus thermomutatus is the source of this 283-nucleotide messenger RNA. RefSeq names its product chlorohydrolase family protein. The annotation marks the transcript as partial. The record is from RefSeq and is a predicted model, not a curated record. NCBI's taxonomy places the organism in Eukaryota, Fungi, Ascomycota, Eurotiomycetes, Eurotiales, Aspergillaceae. The transcript has a single exon.
AUGGCCCCUACGUACACUUUGUUCCUCGGAACAUUCAUCCAUCUCCCCCGCAAACCUACUGGGGUGGAGUCAGACGCAAAAUGGAGACCCGCGCUCGAGAUCCAUCACGGCGCAUUAUGGGUUUCGAAUACCGACGGGAAGAUCGCGGGAUAUGACUGGUCUUUCUCACCAGUGGAUGGAGACGUGGAGGCGUUGACGGAGAAGUCGGGGCUGAGCGGGACAGUGACGGAGGUGAUUCGAGCAAGAGAGGAGCGGAAUGAGUUCUUCUUCCCCGGUUUUAUCG